Onychostoma macrolepis is the source of this 1764-nucleotide messenger RNA. RefSeq names its product chemokine (C-C motif) receptor 6a (gene ccr6a). The transcript has 3 exons. Gene Ontology annotation, molecular function: chemokine receptor activity. NCBI's taxonomy places the organism in Eukaryota, Metazoa, Chordata, Actinopteri, Cypriniformes, Cyprinidae. Gene Ontology annotation, cellular component: membrane. The record is from RefSeq and is a predicted model, not a curated record. Gene Ontology annotation, biological process: immune response; G protein-coupled receptor signaling pathway; chemotaxis. Bases 158 to 1303 code for a protein of 381 amino acids.
UUUGGGUGCCGACUACAUGGAAGAUGUUGCUUGACAUCUUGUCAAAUGUCUGUGCCCUACCCAAGUUGUCUUUCCUGAUCAGAAACCAGAAGGAACAGAAACCUUUCAGUGCUUUCCAUUAGACUUGUUUGUGCUGAUAUUGUCUCGAAGGGAGAAAAUGAAUGAAUUUGAAAACAGCACCGUAGACUUCAAUGACUUCAAUGACUUCAACGACUUCAAUGACUCCGACAUAUAUGGUGAAAUUGUGGAGCCAUGUGCAGUGGACCGCAGACAGGACAUUGAGAACUUCCUCCAGUUAUUUGUUCACCCCAUCAUUUGUUUUGCGGGUUUCAUUGGCAACGCCCUCGUGAUCGUGACGUAUGCUCUCUACAAGCGAACCAAAUCCAUGACUGACGUGUAUCUGCUGAACGUGGCCAUCGCUGACAUCCUGUUUGUGGUGGCACUGCCUUUGAUUAUCUACAGCGAGCGGCACGACUGGUCCAUGGGGAACUUGUCUUGCAAGCUUCUGCGUGGCAUCUACAGCAUGAACCUCUACAGCGGCAUGCUGCUCCUGGCUUGCAUUAGCGGAGAUCGCUACCUUGCCAUUGUACAGGCCCGCCGGUCCUUCCGGCUGCGUUCAAGCACUCUGCUUUACAGCCACCUGGUCUGUGCAGCCGUCUGGUUGUCAGCCUUGCUCCUGUCCCUUCCCACCUUCAUUUUUUAUGAGCGUUACCAACCCGGCCCAUCUGAAUCCAGUAUGAUAAGCAGUGACGACAGGACGCAUGUGUGCUUUUUCAUGUUCAAGUCGAACGAAACGGCACGUGUGAUGAAAACUGUGGUGCCCAGCUCUCAGGUUGCGUUGGGUUUCUUCUUGCCACUGCUAAUCAUGGGAUUCUGUUACUCCAGCGUCAUUGUCACCCUCCUUAGGGCCAAGAACUUUCAGAGACACAAGGCAGUGCGUGUGGUCCUCACUGUGGUCCUUGUGUUUGUGAUCUGCCAUAUGCCUUAUAACAUAGCACUGUUGUAUUAUAUCAUCAACAUGUUUGAACUGCAGGAAUGCAGCCAUGAGGAGUCUGUCGCACUGACCAUGACCAUCACAAAAAGCUUGGCGUACCUGCAUGCUUGUCUCAAUCCCCUGCUGUACGCCUUCAUCGGAGUGAAUUUCAGAAACCACUUCCGGAAGAUCUUACGGGACAUCUGGUGCUUGGGGAAGAACUACAUGUCAGCGAGACGGUCCUCUCGGGCCACCACUGAAAUGUACAUUUCCACGCGACGCUCCAUGGAUGGCUCUUACAAUGAAAAUGGCACUUCGUUUACCAUGUGAUUGGGCGCUAAUUAAGGGCAAAGCGCCCAGGAUUGUGACUGACAGACUGAUUAGCAUUGAUCAAAAAUGAAAAUUCAGUCAUCAGUUAUUCACCUUCAUGUUGAUCCAAACCUGAAGCCAUGUGUUUGUUUGUUUUUUAACAUGAGUAAAUGAUGAAUGAAUUAUUUCUUUCUUUCUUUCUUUUUAAUUUGAUAAAUUAUGCCAAUUACAAAUCAAAGAGGGAAAAUGGUUAUUCCUUGUUACCAUGUGUUAAAAAGGCAAAGUGUAAAAAGUCUUCUGUAUAUGAAUGAAUUUUGCAAUUGAUAUGCACUAUAUGUAGUACUUUUGCAGAAUAUUUUUAUUUUUCUAUAUGUACUAUUUACCUUUUGUACAUAGAAUCCUUAACAUUGCCUAAUGUACCUGAGAUAUAAGCAUUGUAAGUUUUAUCUAAAAUAAAUUAGGCAAAAUAUUGCAACACAAUA